This is a messenger RNA of Myotis lucifugus (little brown bat), 3532 nucleotides long. RefSeq names its product ring finger protein 4 (gene RNF4). The transcript is spliced from 5 exons. Lineage: Eukaryota; Metazoa; Chordata; Mammalia; Chiroptera; Vespertilionidae. The record is from RefSeq and is a predicted model, not a curated record. Gene Ontology annotation, biological process: positive regulation of transcription by RNA polymerase II. Bases 1382 to 1840 code for a protein of 152 amino acids. Gene Ontology annotation, molecular function: transcription factor binding; zinc ion binding.
ACUGGAGCUGGUGGCUGGGUUGGUUGCUGCAUGAGGGCAGGAGCCCUAGUGGCCAGUGAGCGAGGUGGGACUGCAGCCCAUCGGCUACACAGCACCCCUAAGGGCUCGAGGAAAGGGGAGCUGUGCAGUGGGGUUGCUGGGGAAGGCGGCGGCGGGGUCAGCUCACAGCCUUUAAAGCGUGCACCCCGCUGCCCAUGCUCUGCACUGGCCCUGUGGUCCCCACACAGCGUGGAGGGGGGCUGUCCUGCCUUGUGGGUGAGGAAACGGGGCGCAGAGGUCAGUGCCUCACCAUGGCCACAGGGAGGGCGUGGAGGCGCCUGGCUGCAAGGCCGGCCUUUCUCCACAGGCCACGCUUAGGAGUGAGGACUUGACGGACCAGGCAAAGGUCGUUGUGGUCAGUGUGUGCUUUAGCGUGGGGGAGGGCACUGCGGCGGGAGGUCAGUUGGGAGGUGGCCGCUGGAGCAGCGCCGGCAGCACUGUUGGGAGCUCAUCCCAGACCUGCUGACCAGAGCCUGGUGUGACACGGCCUCAGGUGAGCCUGUGCCGGCUCCAGCCCACAGUCACCAGGGACAGGUGACCAGAGCUGCCUCCUUGCUUUCACUCCAGGCUCCAGGGUUUUGCUUUCCGGCUGCUCCUUUAGCCACUGCCUCCCUGACGCUGACUGGGCUGUGGUUAGCUGCCACCUCCCAGUGAAACCCAGGGCCCCUCCUUCUCCGGCAGCCUCUGCACCUUCUUUCUCUGCCCUUCCUGGAACCUCCUCCUGGGCUACCCAUUCACACUCUUGGUCCUUCACUCUCCCUUGGCCACAGGGCGAGUCGGGGGGUGGCUCUCGUCUCCUCCAGAGGACGCAGGCAGUGACGUUGCGGGAAGAGCAAGGGGCCCUGGGCUCGGCUGCAGCCUGGGAACCUCUGUCCUUCCCAUUGCGAAAGGGUUGGUGAGGCCACGUGAGGCGGUGGAUUCUCCUCUUUUCCCAGCAGCUUUCCCGGGGCUCAGCACCAGGACGAGGGCAGGGUGACAGGCCCUGGGGUCCGUGGUCCUGCAUCCACAGGAGCUCGUUUCCUGAGAGGGACGUGGGCUGAAGGGCACGUUGACGUUGCAGAGUGUUCAGCAAAGGCCCCGCCGACAGAAAGGACCUGUGACCGGUGGCACCGUGGAGGUGGCAGUGUUGAUCAGCUUGAUGCGUUUGCUCUUCAGGACUUGGAGGACAUCUGUGGCCUCGAAUGCCGUGGCAGCCAGAGGAUGAGUGAGCGGCGGGCAUGAGUGGCUGAGAACGCUGGACGUCCCUGCAGGCCUUGGCUCAGUCACUGCCGUCUCUGCGGGUGCAGCCGGGCAGCACCAUGAGCACGCUGGAGAUGAAAUAGUGGACCUCACCUGUGAGUCUAUGGAGCCCGUGGUCGUCGACCUGACACACAACGACUCUGUAGUGAUCGUUGAUGAAAGGAGGCGGCCCAGGAGGAACACUAGGAGGCAGCGCCAGGACCACGCUGACAGCUGUGUGGUGAGCAGCGAUGACGAGGAGCUGAGCAGGGACAGGGACGUGUAUGUGACCACGCACACUCCCAGGAACGCCAGGGAAGAGACAUCGCCGGGGCUCAGAGUGUGGCCACGUCUUCUGCAGCCAGUGCCUCCGAGAUUCCCUCAAGAACGCCAACACUUGCCCGACCUGCAGGAAGAAGAUGAGCCACAAACGCUAUCACCCCAUUUAUAUCUGAUGCGCUGCGAGCUGCCUCGGAGAAGGACGGACAGUGACAUCCCCGCGGGCUCCUCACGCGGCCUUCGUGGGUUCUCUGCCUCCAAUUUCCUGAGCUCAAAAGACUUUAAACCAAGGCCUGAUAUGUAGACUGCUCCUUAUUUCCAGCCCUCUGAGGUCCUCUCGUUACCUCCAGCUUGAUGCCUCAGCCGGAGCCACAGCCCUGCCGGCCGGGUGUGGCCUGCUCCCCUGGCGGCCUGGUUCCAGGGCAGGCGAGGAGCUGAGCGCCUUGGAGUUGAGAAGCAGGUUCCAGCCUCUCUGGGACCUGCACGUUUGCCAAGAAGCUCCCCCGCGUGGGAGGUGUGCGCAGCUUCCCCCAAGUGUUGUCGGGGAGCCGGCCCUGGUCAGGGCGUGAGCCAGUCCACCCAGCUCCUGCGGGCAUGCUACCUCACCCGGCCUCUGCCCGCACAGUGACCGAGCCGACAGCCCCGGAGGACCAACCACUGGGCUCCUUCCGACCUUCGCAGUGACAGGCAGGGAUUUCUGCAGGGCCACGCCCAGGCCUCUGAGGAUGAAACGUGCAAUAAAGCCCGUCGUCCACCGCCUCCUCGCAGCCCAGGAGAUGCAGCACCGUGAGUGUCCCUCAGGCCCCGCCCUGUCCUGUCACCCGUUCUCAGGAACUGACCAGGCCCCAGAGUUCCCCUCCUGGCGCGGGCCAGGCACGGUACACAGGGCAGGCCUGUACUCGGUGUCCGCUCCUUUCUGAUAAAAUCCGUCCUCGUCACCAUAUGCCCGCUGGUCCUCAGUCCCCGCUGCCCACGGUCUCCUCAAGUAUGGACACCGGAAGGCGGUGCAGUAUUUGUGGCCUUAUCAGCCCAUGUCCAGCUGUUGCCCAAGCCGCAGCCACCCCGUGUCUCAGAGCGUGGCCCACCUGACAAGCUGGGUCCUGCCUUGGCCUUCUCACCACCCCACCAACCCACCAUUUCAGAAGCUGAUCCUCUGGCCAUCUGGACUGUGGCCCUUUGCAGUUCUGGUUGGCAAAGUUCUGUGGCCUCUCCUCACCAAGGGGCAGAUAACACCCCCUGCCCACUCUGCAGGCGUGGGAGCCUCUGGUUUCCAGGUGGCAGCACUGCUCCUAACGCACAGGGCUGAGGGGUGACGGGAGUGCCAGCCUGCCCCACCUCCACACCUUCCUCACAGGCCUCAAGCCAGACAGCAGCCUCUGCGUGUGGAGCAUCGGCAGGGGGAGAGGCCCUGGCUUUGCAGCAAUAACUGGCCUUCAGUUCCCUGGAAGGAGCAGGGACUUGGCACAGUUCACUUUAACGGGGCUGAAGGAGUGUCCCUCUUCUGUGAAAGUUUUAUUCUUCAUUCUGCCUUUGUAGCUGUUUGGCUCACUUCCAAUUAGUCAGUUUUAAUGAAAGGAAUAAUGUUCUACUUGGAGGUGAGGAGGCAGGACAUGGUUCCCACGGGGGCUGUGCCGCGUCUGCCCUCCGACCGGACAUGGUAGCCAUCGCGUUUGUUCCGGGCUGCGUGGGAGCGUCUCCUGUGACCUGACAUUACUAGCCUCCAGGAGCCGGGAUGACCACACAGCCCAAGCCCUGCUUUACAUUUGAGGACAAACGACUGAUCAUGAAAGCUGUGCUUCUCCAUUAAAUUGGGGGGAUGUUAAGUUUCUACUGUCAGAAACUACAAAAUAGGAAAAGGUCGAUAUGAAAACCCCUCCUUCUCAGUGUACAUAGUCCAAAUCUUUCUUUGUUACGUUUAAACUUUACCCAUGUCAGUCUGUUUCGGACCUCUGCUGGUGUUACAGAUGGAAAUAAAACCAGGAAUUUGAACCAGGUA